AUGGCAACUCACACUCCACUCUUCUAUGCUCUCAUUCUACUUGCUUCCACUUUCUCUCUCCAUUUUCAAGCUCACGCUGCUCCUGCAGGUCCAUUGAUUAAGCAUUUGUCUUCACUUAUCAAAUGGACAAGGUCUGCCACCAAGAUGCCACAAUCAGAUGGGAAUGUUCUUCAAUUUGAGAAUGGUUAUGUAGUUGAGACUGUUGUGGAAGGAAAUGAGAUUGGAGUUAUCCCUUAUCGGAUCCGCGUCUCUGAAGAGGAUGGUGAACUCUUUGCUGUUGAUAAAAUUAAUAGCAACAUUGUUCGAAUUACCCCGCCAUUAUCUCAGUAUAGUAGAGGAAGAUUGGUAGCUGGGUCGUUUCAGGGCUACACUGAUCAUGUCGAUGGAAAGCCUAGUGGUGCUCGGUUUAAUCAUCCCAAAGGCAUUACUAUGGAUGAUAAAGGGAAUGUUUAUGUUGCUGAUACUCAGAAUCUUGCAAUUAGAAAGAUUGGAGAUGCUGGCGUCACAACCAUCGCUGGAGGAAAGUCAAAUGUUGCUGGCUACAGGGAUGGGCCUAGUGAGGAUGCUAAGUUCUCAAAUGAUUUCGACGUGGUUUAUGUUCAUCCAACCUGUUCAUUGCUGGUCAUUGAUAGAGGGAAUGCUGCUCUUCGACAAAUUAUUCUUAACCAGGACGACUGUGAUUACCAAUCUAGUUCAAUUUCCAGCACAGAUAUCCUUACCAUCGUUGGUGCGGUUUUGGUUGGAUAUGCUACAUGCAUGCUUCAGCAGGGAUUUGGAUCCUCUUUCUUCUCAAAAACAAGACACUCGAGAGGAGAGUUUAAAGGGCAACCAAGCAACGAGAAACACAUGCCAAUCCCGGACAGCAGUAAAGAAGAUCCCGGAUGGCCAUCUUUUGGACAACUUAUUGCCGAUCUUUCUAAGCUAUCCUUUGAAGCAUUGGCUAGCACAUUCACUCAAUUCAUACCAUCACAUUUCAAAUCUAACAGCGUGAACAGAGGACUAACACCGCUCAAGGAUCGCCUCGUGAUGCCGGAAGACGAAGUCAAGUCUCCAUUAGUCAAUAGAAAAACCGCACACGUUACUCAUACCGAAAAUCGGCAGAUGCCACAGGUCCAUACUCCAAGCACUGCUGAGAAAUAUUCAGAAGUAAAGGCACCUUUGAUAAAUUGCUGA
Messenger RNA from Lathyrus sativus (Indian pea), 1173 nucleotides. Lineage: Eukaryota; Viridiplantae; Streptophyta; Magnoliopsida; Fabales; Fabaceae. The record is from the annotation of a GenBank genome assembly.